Messenger RNA from Cladophialophora yegresii CBS 114405, 963 nucleotides. RefSeq names its product actin like protein 2/3 complex, subunit 2. NCBI's taxonomy places the organism in Eukaryota, Fungi, Ascomycota, Eurotiomycetes, Chaetothyriales, Herpotrichiellaceae. The transcript has 3 exons. Bases 1 to 963 code for a protein of 320 amino acids. Gene Ontology annotation, molecular function: actin filament binding; structural constituent of cytoskeleton. The record is from RefSeq and is a predicted model, not a curated record. Gene Ontology annotation, cellular component: actin cytoskeleton; Arp2/3 protein complex. Gene Ontology annotation, biological process: actin filament polymerization; Arp2/3 complex-mediated actin nucleation.
AUGCUUCUCCUCGACUACCAGAAUGUGCUGAUCCAGUCCCUCCUCACCGAACGCUUCUCCGGCACCACCCCGCCCUCGACCAUCGACCAGGUCGUGUCCGACUUUGACGGCGUAACAUUCCACAUCUCGACCCCUACCUCAAAAUCCGAGAUCCUCAUCUCCUUGUCGAUAAAAUGCUACCGAGAACUCGUCGAGUACGGGGCGGAGCAGGUCCUCCAGCGCGAGUACGGCCACUACAUCACGACCACGGAAGCGGGCUAUGACUUCUCGAUCCUCGUCAACCUCGACAACCUGCCCCCCACGCCCGAAGAACGAGAAGACCUGGUCCGCCGCAUCUCGCUGCUCAAGCGCAACGUCAUGGCCGCGCCGUUCGAGCGGGCGUAUGACGAGUUCGCCGCCCUCGCCGAAGAAGCCGCGAAAUACACGUCAGAGUCGGCACCCCAGGGCGUCGCGGAGGGCGGCCAAGUCAUGGCCAUCCACUACCGCGAGGAAGAAGCCAUCUACAUCAAGGCCAGCCACGACCGCGUGACCGUGAUAUUCUCCACCAUGUUCACGGACGCCGUGGACCGCAUCUUCGCAAAGGUGUUUCUGCAGGAGUUUGUGGACGCCAGGCGCCGCGCCAUCCAGAACGCCCCGCAGGUGCUGUUCAGGAGUGAUCCGCCGUUGGAGCUGCAGGGGUUGAGGGGCGUGGGCAAGACGGGCGAGAAAGGCGAGAUGGGCUUCAUCACGUUCGUGCUGUUCCCUCGACAUCUGACGCGGCAACGCCGGGAAGAGGUCAUCUCGCAUAUCCAGACGUUCCGCGACUAUUUCCACUACCAUAUCAAGGCGUCAAAGGCGUACAUCCACUCGCGCAUGCGGCGGAGGACGGCUGAUUUCCUGCAAGUUCUCAACCGUGCCAGACCCGAGACGGAAGAAAAGGAGAGGAAGACCGCGAGCGGCAGGACAUUUAGAGUUCAAGGCUGA